UCAGAGCAAAGUCCGCACCCCGACGUGAGGCGUCCUCGCCGGCGAGAUGGGCGCCCGGGGCCAGGUCCUUCUGUGGCUGCAGCUCUGCGCGCUGACUCGGGCCGCGGACAAACUUUGGGUCCCCGACACCUACUUCGAUACUGCCUCCAACUGGAGUCAGAACCGGACCCCGUGCGCGGGAGAUGCGGUCCAGUUCCCGGCGGACAAGAUGGUGUCGGUCCUGGUUCGAGACAGCCACGCCAUCUCGGACAUGCUCCUGCCGCUGGACGGGGAGUUCGUCCUGGCCCCGGGAGCCGCCUUCAGUGCUGCAGGGCUCGGCUCGGACCCGACUUGCAACUCGGACGCCCCGCUGCUCUUCCGCAACCCCGACCGCUUCUCCUGGCUUGACCCACACCUGUGGAGCUCCGUGACCCAGGCGCGCGGCCUCUUCUCCGUGGACGCCGAGCGCGUGCCCUGCAGCUACGACGACGUCCUCUUCCCGCGCGACGCGUCUUUCCGCGUGGCGCUCGGCCCGGGCCCCAACCCAGUGCACGUCCGCAGCGUCUCGGCCGGGGGCCAGACGUUCACGCGCGACGAGGACCUGGCCGCCUUCCUGGCGUCCCGCGACGGCCGCCUGCGCUUCCACGGGCCGGGCACGCUGAGAGUGGGCUCCGAGGCCUGCACCGACGCGUCGGGCUGCGUCUGCGGCAGCGCCGAGACGCUGCCCUGGAUCUGCGCGGCCCUGCUGCAGCCCCUGGGCGGCCGCUGCCCCCGGGCCACCUGCCGAGACCCCCUGCUGCCUCAAGGACAGUGCUGCGACCUCUGCGGAGCCGUCGUGUCGUUGACCUACGACCCCACGUUUGACCUGGAGCGCUACCGAGCGCGGCUGCUGGACCUGUUCCUGAAGCAGCCCCAGUACCAGGGGCUGCGGGUGGCUGUGUCCAAGGUGCUGCGCGAGGCCCACAGCGAGAUCCAGGUGGUGCUGGUGGAGACCGGGCCCGAGCCGGGCGCAGCGGGACGGCUGGGCCACGAGCUCCUUCAGGACGCGGCGGCUCAAGGCACCGUGCUGGGCGUCUCGUCUGCGACCCUGCGGCUGUCGGGCCCGCCCACGGGAGGCUCCGCGCUGGACGGGGAGCGGUCGGGUGCCGGGCUGGCGGGCGGCGUGGCGGCCCUGGUGCUGCUGGCGCUGCUGGGCGCGGCGCUGCUGCUGCUGUACCGCAGCGGGAGGCUCAGGUGGAGAAGGCAUGGGGACGCUGAGCUCUCCUCGGCUGGGCUGCCGCUGGGUUUCCGAAACCCGAUUUUCGACGUGAUCGUCUUCAAGCAGCAGCCCUCCCAGCCCACCGUGGAGCUCUCCGACUCAGCCCAGAAGGUGGACUUGGACUCAGCCCAGAAGGUGGACUUCGAUGCCAACUUCAGCUACUUCGUUAACCCACUGUUUGCCGGGGAGGCAGAGGCAGAGGCCUGACCUGCUGGGAGGGCACCAGGCUCCGCCCUGGGCACUGGCCUUGCCCUCAGAGACCAUGAUUCUCUCCUGGUGGCAAGGACAAACCUUGCCCAAUAAAGGGUUGGGUUUUU
Messenger RNA from Meriones unguiculatus (Mongolian gerbil), 1554 nucleotides. RefSeq names its product amnion associated transmembrane protein (gene Amn). Gene Ontology annotation, biological process: intracellular protein localization; receptor-mediated endocytosis. NCBI's taxonomy places the organism in Eukaryota, Metazoa, Chordata, Mammalia, Rodentia, Muridae. Gene Ontology annotation, cellular component: endocytic vesicle; apical plasma membrane. The record is from RefSeq and is a predicted model, not a curated record. Bases 47 to 1444 code for a protein of 465 amino acids. The transcript is spliced from 12 exons.